This is a messenger RNA of Durusdinium trenchii, 1144 nucleotides long. The record is from the annotation of a GenBank genome assembly. Lineage: Eukaryota; Dinophyceae; Suessiales; Symbiodiniaceae.
CAGACAUUUUCAGAGUGUGGGUCAUAAGAACUCCCUCUUGCCAUGGCUGGUCAACCACUUUGGGCGAAGACUGUCUCCAGUGCUGUCGCGGAGAAGAGCAGUCUAGGCCAAGUCUUGAUCUUGGCCCUGCAGAAAGCAUGGCGCAGUGGUUCGGCUGGAUUCGUGGCUGGGACAAUGCAGGUGCUGGCGUUCAUGUGGCUGCGCACUGCGAUGAAUUAUCAGUACAAGUUCGGCGGAACUUUGUUGGAGGUCUUGAAGAAGCUUUGGGCUGAAGGAGGCCUCCCACGCCUCUACCAGGGCCUCUUCCCGUGGGCGAUUUUCCAAGCGCCGCUCUCCCGCUUCGGCGACGUGGCCGCCAACGAUAUGGUCUUGGUGCUCAUUCCAGCCUUACUGCCCCAGGUUCCUGUGAGCAUCUCCACUUUUGUGGGCUCUUUGUCUAGUGCUGCAUGGCGCAUCGUCAUCACCCCAGUAGACACCUGCAAGACCAUCCUCCAGACCGAUGGCUCCAAGGGCUGGGUCAUGCUGAAGGAGAAGAUGGCGAAAGGUGGUGUCACAGUGCUGUGGGCUGGUUGGGAAGGGAACUACAUGGCGAACGUGAUUGGCAACUACCCAUGGUUUGCCACGAUGAAUGUGCUGCAGAAGCACGUUCCUGUCCCAGAGGGGAACUUCAUGAAGCUCGUGAGGCAACGAAUGCAUUCGGAACACCAACUGGAGUGCCUUCAUUGGAGCAAUUGCCUCGUCGAUCAGCGAUGUGGUGGCGAAUUCCAUUCGAGUGAUCAAGACCAAAAAACAAACCAGCAACGACAACUGCAGCUACUUCUCCGCGACGCAACAGAUCAUCGAAAAGGACGGGAUCUCGGGUGUGUUCUUCCGCGGACUGAGCACUCGAGUUUUCACCAACAUCUUGCAAAGUGCCUUUUUUACCGUGCUUUGGAAGUACCUCUCAUCGAAGUAGAGGCCGUGCGGGCCACACUCCAAGACGCGGAGAUGGGGUAUCAACCUGGGACGUUCGGUCAGCAAGCCAUGCAGAACCAGGACAAGAGCCUAGAGCACCGUGUUCCACAGUUCGAAACAGAGGGGUUCAUUUGGGGCCCCACGAAGAAGAAAUCCUGUGCCACCUCAUGUCUACACCGUUGAUCUUGUG